AUGGUCCUACCUGCCUCAACACUGAACCUUCAACACGGCAUCACUUCGCCCAUUAGGACUUCAGACUGUCCAUCCAUCCUCUACAAAGGAAUUUUGAACGCCUCAAAUAUUUCCUAUUCUCACUACCGAUCAACAAUAAAAAGUCAACCUUAUCGCAUAAUCGUUUGGUCUGCCUUCGAGGCAGACAAACUUUGCCUGGGUGACUUCGCGUCAUCCAGCGCUACCCGGCUGUCUGACUGUACUUUGUAUUUUUACUACCGAUCAAUAAUAAAAGUCGGGUUACGCAAAAGCUGGGAUCUGGACUGGCGAGUCUUUGUUGGUGUGGACCAUCAGUUAUUAAAAACCGCAAUCACCCCUUUUCUCAGUAUCUACAGUUUAAUGGCGCCCUCGACCAGAACCAAAGCCCAUCGUGGUGCAACAACUACUGGCACUACAGGCCCCACAGUGUCCGACAGCUCUGUCAUGCGCACACGCAGUGGUUUUGCUAUCAACCCCCCUACCGACCAAGAUAAGUGCAAAAAAAUCAUGAGCUUCGAAGACUAUGCUCAGAUCCUUGCUCGCCCUCGCAAACCAAAAGUAAAACCUUUAGUGGACCCAGUUAUUUCUGAUAUCCAGUUGCACAGUGACUGUGCCCCAGCCGCCUCUCCCACCGACGAUGAAGAUGAUGGCAUGGGCGACGCUGACAAAGACCAGGCUGAUGAAGGCAAAAAUGAGGAAGGCGAGAAUGAGUAUGAUGAGGAUGAGGAUAAUCAGGACUCCGGGCGUGCAAAGACUUCAAAAGAAAGUGACAACAACGCCAAGGAUACCGAUGAAGAACCUGACAAUGACGAGAAUAACGAGGACCGAGGACGCGCAAAGACUUCGCCAGUUACCUAUUCUACGCAGUCAGGAGACUUUGGGCCUGAAAGCAGCUACACUUCUUUCCACGCAAAACGAGAACACCCCGCAAGAUCUGAUCAAGUUUCCGCCCACGAGUCAGAUGCAGACGAAGACCUCAACCACGACAGUCCAUCUUCACCACCUGCUAAGCGCAGGAAGACAUCUUCAGCAGUCAAUAUUACCUCAGUCAACACCACUCGCUCGACAACCAUUCGCAACAAGCAUGUUCAUGCAUCUAUUUCACGUUCAGCUGACGACCACACUCCUUCUGGCAUAGUUUUUGGCCCUACACCAGACAAUGAGCCCACUGAGAAUGAAGAAGAACUCCCAGGCAAUCUAAAGCGAGGCCGGCUAUGUCAGGAAGGCAUUGACGAGGCUCAGGAACUUGGAUGCAAAACAGCAGAAGAAGCUCAGGUCAUUGGCGUCAAGUACGGCAAGUCUGCACGCGCUAUUCUUAUUGAGGCUGGCCUAUCUAUCAAGCAUUCACGAUCAGAGUCUGAUUGGAAUGCCCACCAAUGCUGGUUCAUGGAUAAUAACCCUUGCAAGGAUAAAGAAUCUAUUGUCGACUGGAAAGAACGUCAAUGCACACAUUAUCAUGCGAUGGGCAAGGAUAACAAACAGUGGGACACAAUUCGCAACUAUAGCAUCACUGGCGGCAAUAUUGAUCAAUCGCGCGCCAAGACCAUCUUGUCAAUGAGGGAGGACAUCGCAAGAAAGUUGUCUGCUUAUUCUCGCCUUGAAGGAGUUGAGGCCGUUGGUUGUAUAUUUGACACCACACAAGAUGAGGCUGCUCGACAGGCGUCCGGCUUCAUCGCAGGCUCCGACCUCAUAGUCAAGUUGAUUAAUGAGCAUCAACUGGACGCUCAUGCAAUUUUAGAUUGGGUCGUGACGGCAACAAAAGUGAAAGGCUACAACAUAUCCAUUCCACAGUUUAUGGGGGGAGUAGGGGCUUAUGAAAUCCUACUUUCUAAGCCGAAUGAGGCUCCCCGCGACUGUUACAGGAGGAUAUGGCCAAUCAUGGUACUCAAGAAAACCUCGAAGUUUGGGUAUCGACCCAAAGCAGUCCAGUGGCGGAAGCUUCUUGACUAUGCUUUUCAGUAUAAGUUCAUGAUCAAGAACUGGCCUGAUGACGUUACCCCCAUUGGUCCUGAAUUCAACCCUCAUAACCUCAGUUCACAGCAUCUCAAGCUGCUCGUCGUCCCUUUCAUCAAGCGCAAAGCACAUUCCUAUUACGAGGCAGAACUCCGGACUGAAGCUGAGAACUUGUUUGAGAUAGAGAAAAAGAAGUCAAAGGGCAAGCGCCGAGGUCAGGAGCGCACUGUGGAGGAUGUCAUGAGUGAAUUAGAUGUUGAUGCAUCUGAGAUCGAGUUCGCAGCUUGGCCAGAUGAACGUCUCAAGCAGCUCAGUGACGAGGUGCCGGAGAUGUUUGACAUCCCCUUGGUGACUAGUACAUUGGAUGUUGUGCUGCGCAAGCUGGUCGACUCUGCAAAAUUCAAGGCAUCUAUCCCUGAGGAUAUAUUGGCGGUUCAUCAAGCACAUUCACAAGGUCCCAUUUCCUCGACUGCAGAAAUGCUGCCGGGUGGUCAUGAAUCUUCCUCCCCCACUUCGAGCUCCCCAGCCUUGCCCUCCAAUCAACAUCACACUACGAUGGCCACGCCAGUGCAUCACCGAGAGGGAAGUCAUCCUACUCGGCUGCCAGAUCUCUUAGAUCGUGAAUCCCACCUUGUUCGGCCUACAAGGAGAGGAGAACUCGCCGGUGGUGGACCAUGA
Suillus discolor is the source of this 2649-nucleotide messenger RNA. RefSeq lists its product as uncharacterized. The transcript has 19 exons. The coding region runs from base 1 to 2649 and encodes 882 amino acids. The record is from RefSeq and is a predicted model, not a curated record. NCBI's taxonomy places the organism in Eukaryota, Fungi, Basidiomycota, Agaricomycetes, Boletales, Suillaceae.